UCGCCCAAUGGCAGGCCGGGUGGAGCUAUAACACGUGCUGUAUGGAAUCUUGUUCUGUAGCAUGGGAGAAGAGGAAGGAUUACAUCAAACGCAGUUACUGGACACAAUGUUUGUGCGAGGAUUGAAGAGAAAAUGUUUUGAUGGCGAAGAAGAUAUUGAGGGAACUCUGGCUGGUUUUAAAGCUAUCCCUUCAUAUAACCUUCAGCGGCAGUCACUUUUAGAUAUGUCUUUGGUGAAACUUCAACUAUGCCACAUGCUUGUUGAGCCUAAUCUUUGUCGUUCGGUACUUAUAGCCAAUACGGUACGGCAAAUUCAAGAGGAAAUGACCCAGGAUGGGACUUGGCAGAUGAUAAAUACACAAAGUGCAGGACAGACUUCUCUAGAUCGUCUGGUUUCAACAGAUAUCCUUUGCCGUUCAUCCAAGGAACAAGCUGAAGGAAAGCUUGUUCCAGUCUAUAGUACGUUCACUAAAGACUAUGAGGAGCCUCAUUCACAAGAUCAUUCAGAAAUUAUGCCAACAGUUACUUCAGCACAAGCUCCAAGAAACCUGCCAAAUAAUAUGUGGGAAAUGGAGAAUCCACAAGAAAAUAGAGGAAACUUUCAAAAGUCAUUAGAUCAAAUAUUUGAGACAUUAGAGAAUAAAAAUCCUAAUACGGUUGAAGAUCUCUUUUCAGAAGUUGACAAUUCUUAUUAUGACCUUGAUACAGUGUUAACAGGAAUGAUGAGCAACACAAAAAUGGGACACUGUGAUGUACUUGAAACAUUUCCUUCUCAGACAUCCACAAAUUCUAAUUCUAACUGUAAAUCUGAUCUUAAUGAGCUUGAGCAUAUUGUGGAGAUCCUUGUUGAAUCUUGAAACUGUUAAGUAUACAGAAGACAGAUCCUUAAGGAAACAGAACUUGUGGAAACAAUUUUUCAGAUAGAAUAAACUAUCACAACUGCACGUGUGUUUUAUAUAAAAUUUAUAUGUAUAAAGCACUUCAUAUUGCAAAAUGUUAACUUUUGAAGUUAGCAUGCAAUUUGUAGUGUCAUUCUGGUUUGUCUAUUGAACUGUAAAUACAUGCUCUAAAUGGUUUUAAGUUAGAGCCCGAGGCUUUCAGAAUUGGGCUUUUUUGCCUAACUUUUCUAGCCUUUGAAGGGGAUGUAUGUUUGGUGAGAGGAUUGCAUGUGCUUUUUUUUUUUUUUCCCCCCCCCCCCCCCCCCCCCUUUUUCUUUCUUUCUUUCUCCCUCCCCAGUAAGAGGCAACAGAGAGAGCCUGGGUUCUCCUUUACCUCCGGAUUCUGGACCAACAAUUAAUUCCUACCAUCAUUUAAUUUCUUCCCUGUUCACUUCCUCUGUUCUGCCAGUAGUUUUCACAGGGCUCUUGAAGAGCAAUAUGCAAUAGUUCUCAUUAUCCUACUAGAUUUUGUCUGUUUUUGCUAAUAUUUUCUGUUUAAAUAUAGUUUUAAAGUGUUUAUCAGUGUUUAGAUUUUUCCAACUAUUUUCCUAAAAUAUAUUUUUACUACAAAUGUCCUGUCAGCUGCUAAUUUAGUAACUUUUAAUCAUAAAUAUUUGCAGUUGAUGUAUUUUUGAAAGACUUUCAAGAAGGGAUUUGUUUUAUACCAUGAACUACCUUAUGUAGUUCAGUAAAAUGUGUGUAAAUGUAAAUAUACAGUUUUAUACAUUACAUUAAAAUGUAAGUGCUGUUUUUAUGAUUCUGUUUUUAUAGAGUAGUACUUUACUAAACUAAGAAUUGUAAAAAGCAUAACUGUACACCACUUGAGUAUCAUUAGAGGGAAAAGCUCUGAUGAAGCUGCACAUACAGCUAAAUGCAAUUACAUUAAUUCAGUUCAAAUCACAUUUUUGUUAAUUUCAGACAUAAAUUAUAUAGGUUUUUAUUUAUGUGUAUUUAUAUGUAAAUGUCAUCAAGUGAAUUGUUUUAUCACUGGGAUCUACCUUCAAAUAACUGUUGAUAUGAGAACUGUCUUGUGCUAAUUACUACAAAAAGUGUUACUAGAGGCCUUCACAUCUCCGAUAGCGUCCUCCACUGUCUUGUCUAAAUUAGUAUGUCCCACUGUCUUUUGUCAAUUUAUUUUUGAUCAACAAAUAUAGUGUGGGUUAGUAUUUGCUUUCUUUAAGGACUUACACAUUCGUUUUAGAGUGUGUGUAAUUAAUCUUGUCCCUAAACACUUUUGGGGAUGGGGUGGAUCAAAUAUGGUAUACAAUUUUACUAUAAAAUGAGCAAAUUUUACCUUGGUACACUGGUGCUAGAAAGAGAAUCCUACAUGAUAGGAAAGGGAGAGAGAAAAGAGACUUCAUUCCUGGAACCUUUUGGUAUUGGCUGUGUGGGGAGAAGCGAUUGCAGAUAGUUAAGUUUUUCUUGGUGUAUCAAGAGACUGAGUACCGUGGGAUGGGGGGAAACAAACAUCUUGGCAUUUAGCAUACCUUUUUGUCUUCCCACAGAUGAUCUAACCUGUUUGUCGUGUGAUUCUCAAAUCUCUAGUUAGAGAUUGAGUAUAUUCCAAUUCCUCACUUCCAUGAAACUUACUUUCAAAUAUAAAUACUCCUGUUUCUAGUAUGUCUAGCUGAUGCCUGUGUUCAAUUUAGAAUUUUAAUAAUUUAAGUGCUUUUGAAAUAGCUGGUUGAAAAACCAACAUUGUAUGGCUAAGAUUUGCCACCACAGUAGAUGGAUGCAUAUUUUAACUCAAAUUUGUGUCAUAUCAUCCCAUUUGUAUGUGAGCUUUCAGUAAACUUGAAACUUUUUUAAUUAAA
Pelodiscus sinensis (Chinese soft-shelled turtle) is the source of this 2751-nucleotide messenger RNA. The record is from RefSeq and is a predicted model, not a curated record. Lineage: Eukaryota; Metazoa; Chordata; Testudines; Trionychidae.